Penicillium oxalicum is the source of this 915-nucleotide messenger RNA. Its product is annotated as dTDP-4-dehydrorhamnose reductase family protein. Gene Ontology annotation, molecular function: methionine adenosyltransferase regulator activity. The transcript has 3 exons. Bases 1 to 915 code for a protein of 304 amino acids. Gene Ontology annotation, cellular component: methionine adenosyltransferase complex. The record is from RefSeq and is a predicted model, not a curated record. NCBI's taxonomy places the organism in Eukaryota, Fungi, Ascomycota, Eurotiomycetes, Eurotiales, Aspergillaceae. Gene Ontology annotation, biological process: S-adenosylmethionine biosynthetic process.
AUGAGUUCGACGGUUCUAGUCACUGGGGCUACCGGCUUGCUGGGUCGCCAGCUAUUCACUACCUUUCAGCGUGCCGGGGUCCUGGUCGUGGGACAGGGAUUCACUCGUGCCGCUCCUCCCACAAUCCUGAAGGCCGAUCUGGAAAAGCCAGAAGACAUCAAAUCGCUAUUGGACGAAGUCAAGCCUCAGAUUGUAAUUCACAGUGCCGCCAAUAGAUCUCCAGACUUGUGUGAGAAGGACCCCGAGCAAGCGCGCAGGGUCAAUGUCGAGGCGACCCGCUCCCUGGCCGAGGCGUGCCAGACUCGUGGGGCAUUCCUCGUGUACAUCUCGACCGACUACGUAUUCUCCGGCAAAGAGGGCGAAGCUCCCUACGAGGCCGACGCGGAGACAAAUCCUCCCAAUAUCUACGGACAGCUGAAGCGCGACGGUGAAAUCGCCGUCCUCGAAGCCACCAAGAGCUCCGGACUCGGAGUUGUGCUGCGCGUCCCCGUGCUAUAUGGAUCCGCCAAAGAAAACUCGGAAAGCGCCGUCAAUGUGCUACUCGAUGCCAUCACAAAAGCACAGGACGAGAACGCCGGCGUGAAGAUGGACGACUGGGCCCAGCGCUACCCGACCAACACCGAGGAUGUGGCUCGCGUUGUGCGCGACAUUGUCAUCAAGUAUCUCAAGCAAAAGGACCAGAUUCAGAACCUCCCACACAUUCUGCAGUUCAGCUCCGAGGACCGAAUGACCAAGUACCAGAUUUGUGAGAAGCUUGCCGAGGUGCAAGGCUGGUCCCUGCCUGGCAUGAUUCGCAACACGCAAGGCAAUGAGCCCGGUGGUGUUCAGCGACCAUACGAUACACAUUUGUCUACCAAGGCGCUGGUUGACUUGGGGAUCGAUGUCCGCACCAUGGACUUUGUUGCCUGGUGGUGA